AGUGUGUAACGCUUAUAGGCUGGAAGGAGGCAGCUGUUGCCAUUAUUUUACCAGCCAGCUCAGAUACAUCAGCGGCUUCACCCUCCUUUAAAAAAAUAAAAAAAAUAAGAAGAAGAUGAGUCUGUUGACACCUUCAUAAACACUCGAAACUGAAAAUAGAUUUAAAAAAAAGUUAAAUCAAUGGUACAGAAAAGUAGUAUGUCCAGGACGCCUUCGACCUCAACCCAGGAGAUCCAAAUGGACAUGUUCGACCAUCAUCCACACACACAGGGGAAGUACGGCAAGAGGAAGAGCCGAUUCAAGCGCUCGGAUGGAAGCACCUCCUCUGACACCACCUCAAACAGCUUUGUCCGACAGGGCUCUGCGGACUCCUACACCAGCCGACCAUCAGACUCAGACGUGUCCCUGGAGGAGGACCCUGAGGCUCUGAGAAAAGAGGCCGACAGACAGGCCCUCGCCACGCUUGAGAAAGCAAAGACCAAACCGGUUGCUUUUGCUGUCCGGACAAAUGUUGGUUACAACCCCGGUCCCAGUGAUGACGUUCCUGUGCAGGGCAUGGCCAUAUCCUUCGAAGCCAAAGACUUCUUGCACAUUAAAGAGAAAUACAACAAUGACUGGUGGAUCGGACGUCUGGUGAAGGAGGGCUGUGAGGUGGGCUUCAUUCCCAGCCCGGUCAAGCUGGAGAACACCCGUCUGCUGCAGGAGCAGAAGAUGAGACAAAACCGACUCAGCUCCAGUAAAUCUGGAGGAAGCUCCAGUCUGGACGUGGCCACGGGAACCCGCAGGCCCACCCCACCUGGCACAGGUGGCCCAGCCAAACAGAAACAGAAGUCGAUGGAGCAUGUUCCCCCCUAUGAUGUGGUUCCCUCCAUGAGACCUAUCAUCCUCGUCGGGCCGUCACUUAAAGGAUAUGAGGUGACAGACAUGAUGCAGAAAGCACUCUUUGACUUUCUGAAACACAAGUUUGAGGGCAGGAUAUCCAUCACACGAGUGACAGCGGACAUCUCCCUGGCCAAACGGUCAGUCCUCAACAACCCCAGCAAACACACCAUCAUUGAGCGCUCGAGUACCCGCUCCAGCCUGGCGGAGGUGCAGAGUGAGAUUGAGCGUAUCUUUGAGCUGGCGCGCACUCUCCAGCUGGUCGCUCUGGAUGCAGACACCAUCAACCACCCCUCUCAGCUGGCUAAGACCUCCCUGGCUCCCAUCAUUGUCUAUAUCAAAAUAGCCUCACCUAAGGUCCUCCAGAGGCUCAUCAAAUCGAGGGGGAAGUCUCAGGCUAAACACCUCAAUGUGCAGAUGGUGGCAGCAGACAAGUUGGCCCAGUGCCCACCUGAAUUGUUUGACAUCAUCCUGGAUGAGAACCAGCUGGAGGACGCCUGCGAACACCUGGCUGACUACCUGGAGGCGUACUGGAAGGCGACACACCCCCCGAGCAGCAAUCCUCCCAACCCUCUGCUCAACCGUACAAUGGCCACGGCAGCACUGGCCGCCUCCCCUGAGCCCGUCUCCAACCUGCAGGGGCCGUACCUGGUGCACGGGGAGCAGAAGCGUGAAGGGCCUCUGACAGAGUGCGGCGGGAGCGGCACCUUGCAUGACUAUCAGACAGACAUGGGAGGAAAACCUCAGCAGCAGCAGCAGCAGCAGCAGCAGCAGCAAGCCUACCUGCGCUCCUCUCGUGGCCAGCUGAGGGGAGGAAGCGGCCGGGGGCUGUCGAGGCAAGACACCUUUGACUCUGAGACCCAGGGCAGCCGGGACUCUGCGUACACCGAGGCUGGCGACUCCUGCAUGGACAUUGAGACCGACCCCUACGAAGAGCCCGAGCCAUACCGAGGCGGUGGGGGCAGCCGCCUCCACCUGGCGCAGCAUCACGGCAGACAGGCAUCCUGGGAAGACGAAGGCGCCGAGCCGGACCAGGAGAACCUCAACCACCCUUCGAUGCCGAGCCAGACGCAGCCGCAUGGACGCGCCAAACUGAGGGAGCGUUACUGCCAGGACCCCGCGGACCCCGUGGACACCGAGGCCAACAUGAGCCGCAACAAGAACCAGGACGACUGGGGGAGGGACGUCUACAUCCGCUGAACACGCAUCUUACCACAGAGAAGCUACUGGACAGACUGAGAGAUGAGGGGAGGGGGCAUUCAGAUUUGGGGUUCAGAGGGAACUGAAGUGUGGGUUUGGGGCCAUGCCAGUCAGGCUAACAAGUGAAUCUGUUUACAUCCCAGUACAAUGUAAAGAAAAACAUCAACUGCCAGAUGACAUUCUUGUCAACUUCUUGCAAUUCAAUUUAUUUAUGUUUAGAAAAAAAUACUUAUUUUUGGUUUCUUUUGUUAAUACUGCAUGAAUAUCAUGGAUUUCUAUACUGACAGCACGAGGACAGUAAUUGUUACGAUUGUGAAUCUCUGAUUGUGAUCUGUACGACUCGAUCGCUCCUUCAGUUGUAGAGCGUGAAGGCCGGUGGAGCUGUAGUCCGUCCUGUCCGUCCUCUGCAGUCUUAAACAGGGUCUAAUGUCACCGUCUCCAUGUACAGUGUCGGGGUUUCUCUUUACCUUAAUCUCACUCAGUGCUCUUGGAUUUCUCCCACACUGAGAUCCAGAAGUUAUGAGUCUCUCGCCUCCACAUUCUUAUCACCCAGACCUUAAAAAAAAAAAGCUGGUGUAGAAGUUGCCAUAUUUUAACACAACAA
Messenger RNA from Cyclopterus lumpus (lumpfish), 2683 nucleotides. It is a transcript of the gene cacnb1, whose product is annotated as calcium channel, voltage-dependent, beta 1 subunit. Gene Ontology annotation, cellular component: voltage-gated calcium channel complex. The record is from RefSeq and is a predicted model, not a curated record. Gene Ontology annotation, biological process: neuromuscular junction development; chemical synaptic transmission; regulation of voltage-gated calcium channel activity. Lineage: Eukaryota; Metazoa; Chordata; Actinopteri; Perciformes; Cyclopteridae. Bases 181 to 2079 code for a protein of 632 amino acids. The transcript has 14 exons. Gene Ontology annotation, molecular function: high voltage-gated calcium channel activity; protein binding.